This is a messenger RNA of Lytechinus variegatus (green sea urchin), 3049 nucleotides long. RefSeq names its product suppressor of tumorigenicity 7 protein homolog. Gene Ontology annotation, molecular function: protein binding. NCBI's taxonomy places the organism in Eukaryota, Metazoa, Echinodermata, Echinoidea, Temnopleuroida, Toxopneustidae. The transcript is spliced from 12 exons. The coding region runs from base 65 to 1756 and encodes 563 amino acids. The record is from RefSeq and is a predicted model, not a curated record.
AUUUUGCUAAUCGCUACUCACUUAGAGGUACAUACACACGACAGCUAAACCCCUCGAUGACUGUAUGAUGGCCGGUAUUUGGGACAAUUUUGUGGACAAUAUAAAGUCAUUUUUUGCAUGGGUUUGGGUAUAUUUGUGGGUGAUUUGGCUUUUUCUGGUUGGUGUACUUGUCUACAUUCUGAGAUCACCGUUGAAAGUUAUGGAAAACGUGAAUGUUGUUGCAAUGUUCUUGAAUACGCUCACUCCCAAAUUUUAUGUGGCGCUGACAGGGACUUCAUCUCUCAUCUCUGGCUUGAUUCUGAUCUUUGAAUGGUGGUACUUCCGUAAAUAUGGAACAUCGUUUAUUGAGCAGGUGUCACUUAACCACUUGUCCCCUUGGUUAGGAGGUGCAGAGAAUGGGGGAGGGACUUCUACUGGGCAACAGUCACCACCUGAGUGUAAAACAUGGCGGAAUCCACUGAACCUUAUACGAGGAGCAGAGUAUAAUCGGUACAACUGGGUGACGGGGAAAGAUCCAUUGACAUACUAUGACAUGAACCAGUCUGCACAAGAUCACCAAACAUUAUUUACCUGUGAUUCAGAUCCAACUAGACACCAGGAUGAGGUUAUGAUGAAAGCAUGGCGAGAGAGAAAUCCUCAGAAUCGUAUAAAAGCAGCACACGAAGCCUUAGAAAAAUCUGGAGAUUGUGCAACAGCAUUGAUUUUAUUAGCUGAAGAAGAAGCAACGACCAUCGUUGAUACUGAAAAAAAGUUUCGGCAAGCUCUCAAAAUUGCUGAGGCCAACUUCAAGAGAAGUCAGGCUCUGCAGCACCACAGCCCGCCUCAUGAGAAAAUACACAGAAGAGAUCUGAAUGUUCUGGUUUAUAUCAAGCGUCGAAUUGCCAUGUGCAUGAGGAAGCUUGGUAGAACAAAGGAAGCAGUGAAAAUGAUGCGUGAUCUGAUCAAAGAGUUUCCAGUAGUCAGCAUGUUUCAGAUCCAUGAGAAUCUCAUAGAGGCCCUCCUGGAGAUGCAGCUCUACGCAGAUGUCCAGGCUCUGCUUGCCAAGUAUGACGAUAUAAGUCUACCCAAGUCAGCCACCAUCUGUUACACAGCGGCGCUCCUCAAAGCCAGAACAGUGUGUGACAAAAACUCCAACAUCCAUAGCAGCUCCCAAAUUUCUCUUUCAUCGUUCAGGUUUUCGCCUGAGAUGGCAUCUAAGCGGGGGCUCUCAACCGCUGAAAUGAAUGCAGUGGAAGCCAUUCAUCGAGCUGUUGAGUUCAAUCCUCAUGUACCAAAGUACUUAUUGGAAAUGAAAAGCCUGAUCUUGCCACCAGAGCACAUCUUGAAGCGAGGGGACAGUGAGGCUAUCGCUUACAGCUUCUUCCACAUUGCACACUGGAAGAGAGUAGAGGGCGCACUUCAGCUUCUUCACUGUACAUGGGAAGGAACAUUUAGAAUGAUCCCCUACCCGCUGGAAAAGGGACACCUUUUCUACCCCUACCCCAGCUGUACAGAGACGGUAGAUAGGGAGUUAUUGCCUUCUUUCCAUGAGGUGUCUGUCUAUCCCAAGAAGGAGCUACCUUUCUUCAUCCUCUUCACAGCAGGGUUGUGUACGUUCACUGCCUCGUUGGCACUCCUAACACAUCAGUUCCCUGAACCCAUGGGUGCUAUCGCAAAAGCAUUCCUCUCAUCUCUGUCGGCGCCGUUCAGUUUUGUGAUGGAGAGACUUGAGGGCAUCAUACCAGCAAGCCUCUUACAGCAGUUAACACGUCUGUAAAGACCACCGUCACCACCACCAUCAAUCAUCAUCAUCAAGCUAGGAAGAGUUAUUUGAUGUCAUCAUCUGCACCUCUACCGGCUUAAGUUCUCUCACCAACCAACACAAAGUUGCGUAAAAUCCACCACUUUUUACCGGUGGCCUGCGACGGUUGGACUGUAUGAGCUGUGCUAUCAGUGUUUGUGUUUUAUUUUUCUGUUCACGUCAUACAAUGUUGUGUUCGUUUUCAAAUGGUUGGACAUGGCUGUUCCCAGUUCCGCUGUUUUUUUCUUCUGUUUUCUGUGUCUGUGAAACCUAUUGAACCUUGUGGCUGUUUUCUCUGAGCUUUUGAGAGAAAGAGAAUCAGUUAUUUACCUGCUCAGCGAAAGAAGAGAAUUGGAAAUGUUGAGGAGUAGGCUAAACAUAAUUUGCAGAAUUCUUAUCUGCACCAUGCAUUCAGACAUUUAACUUGUGGCUUAUUUAAUGUAUUUGCUUGUUGUUUGAAAAUAGCUUAUGAAAAGUGGGCAAAAUGGUUGUUAGAAAGUGAACAUAUGAAUUCUUUUCACUCCUUAGAUUCAAGAAAUUGCUCUGCCAUGUGUCUGUCACCUCUAGGCAUCCUAGAUUUAUUACAACUUCUUUACUCCAAUUUAGAGAGACUUCAGUUUCCAUUGCCAAGUUGUUUGUAAACAACUUGCUCAACAACAGUCCCUGUAUGUUUGUCCUGGGAAAUUUUCAUAUUUUACACAUAUUUUUUUUCUGCUUAAACCAAGUUCAUAUUUGUUAACAGUUAUUAGUAUAUUCCACAACUGGUAAAAUGCAAAGAUUAUCCCAAUUUGCAAUAUGAAUUUAAUUUUUGUGGUGAAAGACUAAAGGAAGGAAUUUUAUAUAUAUUUUUAUAUGAUUGAUAUCAAGUGUUUUGAAAAGUAGUUAAGGCAAAAAUCUCAAAGGAGGGGUGACUUUAGAUAUCAACAAAGGCACACCCCCUUGUCUGUUCUCAAGAGACUUGCCAUAUUCUUCCUGCAGAAAAAAAAUUAUUCAUCCAGUUUUCCAAGUUUUUUUGAAAGUGUAGUACGGUUUGAACAGAAGUGGGAAAAUAGCACCCUCCGGUCCUCCCAUUUUUCCCCUGACCGUGUCUCCACCAUGAGUCCCCCACCCCAAGGUGUGCUCCUACAUAUGCUUUUCUCAUUUUCUUUAACCGUGUAUUAGAGUUGGGGCAAUAUAGCCCCUCCUAUAUUACAGGUUAAGCUUAGCCCACUUUCUUUUCUCAGUGUUUUAGCAAAGUGGGAUAGCCCCACUUAUAGUACAGGAUUAUUU